AUGGUCGCCAAGAAAUUGGUCGAAUCUAUCAUCGGAUCCGAGAUCACUCCUAUUGGAGAGGAUUGCACAAAAGCGUAUAACGAUAUGUGGGAGAAUGUGUCGAAUGCAAAACAGUCAAAGGACGACCUUGGAUCCACGGUGAAUCACCAGGUAACCUUCAGGUACCAUACCCGUUCGAGUUCAUCGCUAUGGAUCACAUACCCUCGUUACCAUAAUCUUUCAAUGGCAACACAGAACUAUCUAUUCUUUGGAUAUGUAAUUGCCAAGUCCUGCGCCUCUAGAUCUACACAAACAAUCGCCGAGACUUACGAAGAAUGCGUUUUCCGCCGAUUUGAACCAGGUUUCGUGUCUGAUUUCUUCAAGUCUUUCAACAAGAUCUUGUGCCAACGCCAACGUGCUACUAUGUCUUAUCAACCUCAAGCCAAUGGAUUCGCAGAAAGGAUGGACCAGACAACCACCAGAGCUCUUAAGAUGUAUGUGCAGGAUCUGGAUCAACGUGAUUGGGAAAUCUAUGUUGAGUGGCUCACCUUUGCGAUCAAUCCUUCAAGAGAUCGGAUCCAAGGUGAAACCCCUUUCUACAUGAUACAUCGCUGGGAUUCUAGAUCUACUCUGGAAGCGGUGAUCCCGGUGGGGAUCGCCAGCAUGAUCUCGAUCCAAGAAGGUGACGAUAUCAUACGCAAAAGUAUUACCAACAGUCCCGAGAACACGUCAACCAACGUUUACGCAUAG
This is a messenger RNA of Phytophthora megakarya, 729 nucleotides long. The record is from the annotation of a GenBank genome assembly. Lineage: Eukaryota; Oomycota; Peronosporomycetes; Peronosporales; Peronosporaceae.